CAAACAUUAAAAAUAAAUAUAAAUUAAGACUAAUUAAAAUUGAGCGCAUCAGGAAAGGGGAUUUUUAAAAUAGAAACAUCGUUUUGUUAAAGAACGGAGUGAAUAGUCAUGCAUGAUGUGAAACGGUCAUGGGUGAGACUAAAACGAUCAAAAUGUGCUUAUUUAGUACUCGCAAUUAUAGGGAUCAUCAUCGGCAAACUAAUAAUCAGUUAUUUUCGGUUCAACAAAUCUUCACGCUAUAAUGUGGAACCAUUAAAUGUAUCUGAUCAGUUUAUUUGGGAAAAUAUCGGCAAACUCGCAACUGAUGAAAGGGCACAACUAAAGAAAGUCACAUCAGAUAAAUAUAUACAAGGACACGUAGGAUUACAUGUCCCAUCAACUGGUAUCACAUGCAAUGGUAUAUCAUCGCCUAGUCAUUGGGAUGACGAAUCCAGGACAUUCCAGAAUGUCUCGGACAGGCCUAUCUAUGUGUUUUCUGCGUUUCUGGACCACGCUUUGAAUAAUUUCAAUAGCUCUGUCGUUCGUGUUGUUGCUGCAGGUCAGCAACGAAUGUUUCACAAUAUUGGACCUAUACAUUGUAUCCUGUGGUAUGAUGAUAAGGCUACUUUUGGCGUUCCAACUGGAGAAGCCAACUAUGAAGUAGUUUAUAAAAGUAUUGGAGAGAGAGACAUGUAUACCGUUCACUUCAUUAACUGCCCUAUUAAGAGGAGAUCAAUGUCAAAACAUCCAUUCGCUGUAUCAGUGGUGCCGUCUCCAUGCCAACAACCUGAUAACUAUCUCACUGUCCUCAACGUACCCGAUGAUCGAGGUUAUCAGGAGCGAGAGGACUUCGGAGUAUGUGUCUCUCCUCUUUACAACCACGUCAAUGACAUUGUCCCGAUGCUAGAGUUUAUCGAGAUCCACAAAGCCCUCGGUGCGACCCGUAUCACAUUUUACGAUAUGGGUCAAGUAUCCAUGGGAGAACACGUCCGUGAGUUGAUGGACCACUACGUUUCACUUGGAAUAGUAGAGCUUGUCCCGUGGGUGUACCCGCGUUCGCUGGAUGUCAGUUACUUUAUGCAAAGGGUUGCCCUAAAUGACUGUCUAUAUCGCAACAAACUGCAAGUCAAAUACCUUGCAGUCAACGAUCUGGACGAGUUCAUGGUCUCUCGCACUAGCGACUAUAACUGGAAGUUCCUAUUGAAUACCAUUGAAAAGCAAGAUCAUAAAACACCAAAAGAAAACAUAGGUGCAUAUUUGUUCCAGCAUGUCUAUUUUGGUAGAAACCGUGCUGUCCAAAGUAAAGAACCAUUUUUCAUGACCCAGACUUCCUUCAAAAGACCGUCUGAACCCUUGCCACCUGGUAAAAUUAGAUGUAAAGCAAUGUACAAGGUAGAAGCUGCCUACAGCAUUGAUAUUCACUUUCCAUACAAACUAUGGGCAGGAUACACUGAGCGUAUCAUUGACCCGAAACUUGCUCUUCUUCACCAUUACCGCAUUGGACCUAUGAACUUUCCCUCGGCAAAGGGGAAACAUAUUGAUAUAGUUGAGGAUAAGACUAUGACAGCAUUUGCGAAUAAGAUAAAGAGUGCGUUUGAUGAUUAUAAACAAUCUAAUUGAAAUUAAUGCUUUAGCUACUAUAGUGGAAUAUGUAGUCUUGCAUCAAGACUAUCAUACUCACGUUAUAAGUAAACUAUGUUCAGAGAAACAAGGAGGGGAUAGAAUCAAUAGUCUUGCAUCAAGACGACUUUCAUGUUCACCUUAUAAAUAAGCUGUUUGGGGAAAUAAGCAGGAGGAUAAAACCAGUAGUCUUGUAUCAAAACUAUUAUACUCACCCUAUAACUAAGCUGUCAAGGAAAAUAGAGAGGUGGACACCGUAGGAUUUUUCAGUAUCCUUGUGUUAAUUGAUUUGCGAGGUAACUGAUGCUGGCUGAUUUUUAUAUUAUACAAUUUUUAUAUCUAUUCAAAUCGAAUACCCACCUUAAGCUGAUCAGGGACACAAGAAGGGGAUAUAAUCAAUAGUCUUGCAUCAAGACGACUUUUAUGCUUACCUUAUGAAUAAGCUGUUUAGGGAAAUAGGGAGGAGGAUAGAAUCAGUAGUCUUGUAUCAAAACUAUUAUACUCACCCUAUAACUAAGCUGUUAAGAAAAAUAGAGAGGGGGACAGAGGCUCAGUAGGAUUUUUCAGUAUCCUUGUGUUAAUUGAUUUGCGAGAUAACUGAUGCUGGCUUAUUUUAUAUUAUAC
Messenger RNA from Owenia fusiformis, 2223 nucleotides. NCBI's taxonomy places the organism in Eukaryota, Metazoa, Annelida, Polychaeta, Sabellida, Oweniidae. The record is from the annotation of a GenBank genome assembly.